This is a messenger RNA of Cadophora gregata, 3042 nucleotides long. RefSeq lists its product as uncharacterized. NCBI's taxonomy places the organism in Eukaryota, Fungi, Ascomycota, Leotiomycetes, Helotiales, Ploettnerulaceae. The record is from RefSeq and is a predicted model, not a curated record. The coding region runs from base 1 to 3042 and encodes 1013 amino acids. The transcript has 8 exons.
AUGUGCCAGGCAUUCCUGGGCGAACUGAGAAAGCCGUUGGACGGGUUUACGCAAGAGAACAAGGAUGCCCAGCAUUGGGUUGCCCAGAUCGAACAAUUGCAAAACCAAAAGGUAGAUACACCAACGAUCAUCGGCGUUGUCGGUAAUACCGGAGCUGGUGAAAGCAGUGUUAUCAAUGCCAUGCUUGAAGAGGAGCGCUUGGUUCCCACAAACUGCAUGCGAGCUUGUACCGCUGUCGUGACGGAGAUGUCAUAUAAUCACUCCGAGGAUCCAAGAGCUCUAUAUCGAGCUGAUAUUGAGUUUAUUCAAGCAUCCGAUUGGGAGAAAGAUCUGAAGAUCUCCUUGGACGAAUUGAUCGAUGGUAGUGGGCAAAUCAGCCGUGAAUGUACGAACCCCGAGAGCGAGGCUGGUGUUGCUUAUGCAAAGAUCAAAGCUGUCUAUCCUUCGUGGACGAAGGAGGAACUUGCUCGCAGCUCGGUUGCCGAUCUUAUGAAAGAAGAAUGUGUUAAAAAUGUACUCGGGACUAUCAAAAAGAUUGAAAAGUCCCAGCCCGCAUACUUCUAUCGUGCUCUUCAAAGCUAUGUUGAUUCCAAGGAGAAGUCCACUGAGGACAAGAGCAAGAAAAAAGAUAAAAAGGAGAAGGGUGAAAAGAAACAGAUGGAAUUCUGGCCCUUGAUCAAAGUCGUUCGCAUUUACACCAAGGCAGAGGCUCUAAGUACAGGUGCUGUUAUUGUCGAUUUACCUGGAGUUCACGACUCGAACGCCGCUCGAGCUGCCGUCGCUCAAGGCUACUUGAAGCAGUGCACCGGUCUCUUCAUUGUUGCACCGAUAAAUCGUGCUGUAGAUGAUAAAGCAGCGAAAUCCUUGUUAGGUGAAUCUUUCAAGCGGCAACUCAAGUUUGAUGGCACUUAUUCAAGAAUUACCUUCAUCUGCUCCAAGACCGAUGAUAUUUCGAUCACCGAGGCUUCGGACAGCUUAGGGCUAGAGGAUGAGAUGGCCGAAGACUGGGACAAAUUAGAUGCCAUUGAGAAGGAGCUGAGACAACACAGACAAAAUGUGAAGGACUUGAAAGAGUCGAAAGGCGUAUUUGCCGAGCUCAUCAACGAUGCUGAAGAGGCCAUGGAUGUUUGGGAGAAAUUGAAGGAAGAAUUGGAAGAUGGUGAGACUGUCUACGAUCCAUCGAAAAAGCGCAAACGCUCUGUUGAGCCGAAGAAGCCUCGCAAGAAGGCGAAGAAGUCUAGAUCUAGCUCCGAUAAUGAAGACGAGGAUGAUUUUGUUGUUGAUGAUGAAGAUGAACGUGGAGAAGAAGAUGAGGAAGACGAUGCCAAAUCUCACGCUGAAAGCGAUUCCGAGUCUGUGUCCGACAAGGGUGACCCAUUGACCGCGGAAGAAAUCGAUGCAAAGAUCGCUCAGUUGAAGGAGGACAAAAAGCGGGCACGAUGUGAACGAAUAGAGACAGAUGACAAGAUCAAGAUUGCCAACGAAGAAAUAAAGGCUCUGGACAAGACUCAAGAGAAAAUCGAUAUUGCCAUGAGUGCAAUCUGUAUUGCAGGUCGCAACGAUUACUCGAAAGGCGCUAUUCAGCGCGAUUUUGCAGAUGGUAUCCGAGAGCUAGACAUGGAGUCAGCGCAAGAAGAAGAUCCUGACCGAUUCAACCCAGAGAACGACCUUAGAGACUACGAUGAGGUGGCACGGUCUCUCCCAGUCUUCUGUGUUAGUUCUCGGGCCUAUCAAAAGAUUAAGGGUCGACUUCAACGUGACAAGGCGGUUCCAGGCUUCCGCACAGCAGAGGAGACUGAGAUUCCUCAACUUCAAGUCCAUUGUAAGAAACUCACGGAAGCAGGUAGAGCAUCCAACUGCCGCAAUUUUCUUACCAAUCUCUCCCAACUCUUGAACUCAUUGGGUUUGUGGGCAUCAAAUGAUGGUACUGGGCUCAAUUUAACCGACGCACAAUUGGCGGCGGAAACGAGAUUCUUGAAGCUGAGACUCCAGAAGCUUGAGGAAAGCCUCGAGAAGUUCGUGAAGGAAUGCCUAAAAGACACGAAUGAUACCCUUGCGGAGAACAUCUUUGAGCAGUAUGAAAAUCUGGUUGAGCUUGCUGUUGCCGAAGCAAACCAAACUGUUGGUAAUUGGCAUCGCAAAGUGAACCGAGAUCAUCGUGAGCUUGGAGGUUAUUACUGGGCCACCUACAAAGCAAUCGUUCGACGGGAAGGUGUAUUUUCAAAUGCCCAGGGUCCGCACGAUUUCAAUGCUCAGCUUACCGAACCAAUUAUCAAGCAUCUAGCUUCUCACUGGGAGAAGGUAUUUGCUCAAAGACUUCCUCGUGUCCUUUCGUCCUUCUCCCGACAGGCAAAAGGUUUACUAACUGCUUUUCACCACGACAUUGAGUCGCGAAGUAUGAAGACAGGAACUGGCUCAGCUGGAGUUGCAAUGUUGGGCCAGCAACUGAAGAACUACGAGCAAAUAUUCGCCACUCUAGCCACACAGAUGAUCGAAAUCAUCAAUUCACUUCAACGAGAAGCCAACCGAGAGUUCACGCCCGUUAUUGCUCGGAAUCUUUCGACUGCAUACGACUACUGUACUAGUGAAUCUGGGCCUGGCCAGUUCAAUAGAAUGAAAGCCUACAUGAGCCAGCAUGUGGAUAAUGUCCGAGGCAGCAUGUUCACCGAGAGCUGCGAAGAAGUGAAGGGUCUCCUAUUGAAGAUGUGCAAGCAAGUAUCAGCUCAGAUGUCAGAGCAUACGGAUGGCGUCUUCAUUAGAAUUGAGCGUGACUACCUUGAGGUUAUAUCUGGUACACAACUUCCUGGUCAAGCCAUGCCGAAGUGGGAGCGCCAGAUGAGAUCGGAAGUUGCCAGAGUGAUUGCAAAUCGAGCCCAAGCUGUCAUUGAAGAAGCCGAGAGGGCUACUAUAGAGACAGCUGAGGAUGGUACCUAUGCUGAGCAAGGCAGUCGUGAGGACGGCAAUGGCAGUCUACCAAGAGCAGAAUCUCCACCACAAAAGACUAACGGCGAAGCUGCUGCUCAAGACAUGGACUUGUCUUAG